Molecule: messenger RNA, 1059 nt
Organism: Exophiala dermatitidis NIH/UT8656
Lineage: Eukaryota; Fungi; Ascomycota; Eurotiomycetes; Chaetothyriales; Herpotrichiellaceae
Exons: 1
Coding region: 1-1059 (352 amino acids)
Molecular function (GO): RNA binding
Source: RefSeq, a predicted model, not a curated record
AUGCCGAUUCACCAAGCUACUGGUACACCCUUGUCAAGCAGAGCAGGACAAACAGGUACUAGUACGCGAAACCCAACAAAACUCAAAUCUGGCUCUGGCACUGUGGAUUCACUUUCUCGCCCGGUCAAUGAUGGCAGCACGGUCUUACUAUCCGGCUUGCCGUCCUGUCAAUCGGAAACUCACCUCCGCAGUAUUCUCAGACGAUUCGGCGUGGUCGUCUAUCUUGAGAUACAUCCGGACAGCCGAAACCCCGGGAAGUGCAAGGGCACGGCGCGGGCACGAUACAAAACAAUGUCGGAAGCCUUGGCUGCAGCUCGCAAUCUCGACGGGCAAACUUUGGCCGGCCGACGAAUCGCAGUCAAACAAGUCAACAGCGAUGAUGCAGCGGCUCUGUCGGCCAUGACACGGCACAGCCAAAACGGUUCCAAGAGGACCACGACAACCGUGGCCGAUGCUCGAAAGCCAUCAGUGUCAUCGGCCUCGGCGCCGCCGUUGCUGAAACAGAAAUCUAGCAAUGCCAAACCCCUCCACGAAAGUGUUAGCGGCAGCAAUGCCAGUAGCAAGGCACUAUCCUCUUCGGCGCCGCCAAAGCUAUCCUCGACUGGACGUCCAAACGACGGCCGAGGUAGCACCAGCACCAGCACCAGCAAUGGCAGUGGAACCAGCAAAGGCAGUGACUCAACGUCGCCUGUGGGCCCGUUGGUCGUCAACGGUGCAACGUAUAGCAGGAGACCAAGCCGUAAGGACGACUCCUCCGCCAGCGACGACAGCAGCGAAGAUGAGACGGCGGAAAGUGAUGAGGAUGAGGCGGCGGACAGUUCUAAUGAUGGUGAUGAGAGAGAAUGUGGUUAUCGUGGAUCUGGUGAGUUUUUUCCUUCUCUUCUGUUUCCGAGCUCUUCAACUUUGUAUUGCGUGACCGUCUCCUGGUCAGAUAUAGUUUUCUUGUCUGUUGUUGGUCAUUUUCAUUCCCCUCUUUUUUUCACGAGGAUACAAACUGUCCAUGCCCAAAUCCAGCCCUCCGUAUGUCUUGUUGAUCUCGUGAGGGAUGCCAUCAACUAA